AUGAAAAAAGCCGAAGCCUACCAAUCGAUUGAAUUCUACUUCCUGUCCUCUGAGAUCUCCAACUCUCGUGAUGAAACGGAUCCAACCGCCUUUUCAAGUCGACGACAUCAAGACCCAGGUAACCUUGUGUUCCGUAUCUCGUAUUCUCGACUAUUCUCGCUGGAUACUGGCAUCAACGACAAGGGAAGCUGUGAUCUUCCUCGUGGUUGCGGACGAAAGUUCUACGUUCUUCCGCGGCAGGACGUCUUGAUACUCCGGUCCGCCAACGCUGAACUCACAAGGGUCGAGCUGCUCGGGCCAGCUCUGCGGCCUGGAGUCAAAAACGGGCGGAUGCCAUACCCUGGUUCGACCACGGAAAGUCACGAGAGGGGGGGAAACGAGAACGAAAAGGGUGAAAUGCAGGGCGGCAAGAGCUACAGCAUCGAUAAUAGUUUUGGAGAUGCAUGGAACAACGACCGAGGUGCUUGGGAGGCUGAUCGUGAGCUGCAACAUGUCGUCUAUAGGGUUCGUCGUGGAGUUCGUGCGGUCAAUGGCUCUGGCACCAGCCACGGCACCAUGCACAGAUGUACUGUUGCAGGUCUCAAGAUGAGUUUUGACUUGCCAUGGCCAACUGCUUAA
Messenger RNA from Colletotrichum higginsianum IMI 349063, 618 nucleotides. RefSeq lists its product as uncharacterized. NCBI's taxonomy places the organism in Eukaryota, Fungi, Ascomycota, Sordariomycetes, Glomerellales, Glomerellaceae. The coding region runs from base 1 to 618 and encodes 205 amino acids. The transcript is spliced from 3 exons. The record is from RefSeq and is a predicted model, not a curated record.